Molecule: messenger RNA, 1665 nt
Organism: Penaeus monodon (black tiger shrimp)
Lineage: Eukaryota; Metazoa; Arthropoda; Malacostraca; Decapoda; Penaeidae
Product: neurogenic differentiation factor 4-like
Molecular function (GO): protein dimerization activity
Source: RefSeq, a predicted model, not a curated record
GCGGGAAGUACCAGCUGCGGCCGCGGUCGGUUCACGCCCGGCGCCUCUGCGACAGCGACUGGAGCUUCGGGGAGAGCCUGCGACACAAGCCGCGUGCGGCGCCGCUGUCCAGGUACCGCAGGAAGACCGCCAACGCCCGGGAGCGCUACCGCAUGCGGCAGAUCAACACCGCCUUCGAGAGCCUUCGCGGCGUGUUGCCGUCGUGGGUGUGCAGUCGCCGCGCCGCCUCGGACAUGACCAAGAUCGCCACGCUGAGACUCGCCUCCGCCUACAUCCGGUCGCUGCAGGACAUCCUGGACGGCAGCGCCCCGCAGGACACCUGCUCGUGGGUCCUCUCCACUAUCCUGGACGGCCCCAACCGCUGUCCGAAGGAGGCCCAGCUCUCCAAGACGUCCCAGCUGACCGCGGGGGACUCGCAGCUGCAGUCCGACUACGAGCUGGCCACUCUCCUGGCCAGCUCGGAGGCGCAGGUGUUCCAAGACAACCUGGACACCUUUGCCUACCUGAGCCCGGCGUGCGAGGGGGAGUCCGUAGCGCUCCUGCUGGAGCCCGACCCCCCCACCUCGCGGGCCUGGGCCGAGGGUCACUAUCCGCCCACUCCGCUGGUGACCUGAUGGCCGGGGGUCACAGGUCGCCGAACCCUUCCUCAUUCUCCCGUGUAUCCUGUAGCACUGGUCUCUGUCAAGUCUCCCUGUAGGUCACGUGAUGUCCCCGUCUUCACCGCUCGCUUCCUCCCGUAGGUAAUGCUUAAUGACUUGGUGCUCGGCUGACCCAGGUCGUGCACCUGCUAUCAGCACCGGUCGCCGUUGCCCUCACUUCCGAAACAAAGCCUGGACCUGCCGAUGCACACAGGUUGCCUUCUCACGGACCUGUGGUGAUAACACUAUCUCCUUUCUCCCCGACAUGACCUGACGAGCGCUAAUUUCAGGUCACUUCACAUUCUCCGUUUUCAUCAGUGUAACUCCUUGACAAAUGAGGUGACCUGAUAUUCGAAGACGUUACUUCUCGUGACCUGAGAUAACCUGACAGAAUACCCUGUAGAUAAGGUCUUUUAUACUGUGAUGAGAACAGGUGAAACAUCUGGUUUUGAUGUGAUGAAAUAUGAUUUAAUUACAACCCUGUUUGAAAACUGAAAAUACUUGUUAAUAAGAAUAUGAUUAUUUAUUUUAGUUUAUAAAAAAAGAGUAUUAGAAGAGGUUUAUUAGUUAGAAAAGACAGAUAAUAUAUUCGAAACAUACAUAGUUUAAGGAAUUCAAGUUCAUUACCACAUUAUUUUGGUAAAUGAUCUGCUCAGUUUCAUUUCUAUUGGCACUUGGAUAGAAAAUAUUGUGCUCUUUAAUAUAUCUUUUUUAAUGUCAUAACUUUAUUUAUGAUUAGUGAAUAUUAAUCAGGGUUGUUGAUUAUACAACACUAUACUUAUUGACAAUAAUUAAUUGGUUAGAUAUUUGGAAUAUCUUCAUGUAUUAUAAACAUGAUUUUUUUUGUACUGUUGUAAUAUUUAUGUCAUAGAACAUAUGUUUCUCCGCAUUUAGUCGACGGUUUGUUCAAACUUUUAUUUAUAUGGGAUACUGAUGUUAUUUUUUUGUGUCAUUUAUUGUUUGUAAGAUAAGACUCUGGGGAUGAAUGCGCUGAGGUGAUGAAAAAAAAGUUAAUUUCAGACAUUUA